Neltuma alba is the source of this 1149-nucleotide messenger RNA. Its product is annotated as TMV resistance protein N-like. Gene Ontology annotation, biological process: defense response. The record is from RefSeq and is a predicted model, not a curated record. Gene Ontology annotation, molecular function: ATP hydrolysis activity; ADP binding. Lineage: Eukaryota; Viridiplantae; Streptophyta; Magnoliopsida; Fabales; Fabaceae.
AUGGCUGGGCAAUCACCAUUUUCCCUGUCCUCCUCUUAUGGAUGGACUUAUGAUGUGUUUUCUCAAUUUCAGAGAUAUCAAUAUGAAUAUGCUUUGAUUAAAGCAAUUGUUAAAGAGGUCACUAAGAGAGUUAACCGCAAGCCUUUACACAUUGCUGAUUAUCCAGUUGGACUUGAGUAUCGAGUGCGAAAAGUAAAUUCUCUUCUAAAUGUUGAAUCUAAUGAAGGGGUCCAAAUGGUAGGAAUAUGUGGCACUGGUGGAAUAGGAAAAUCAACAAUUGCUCGAGCAGUAUGCAGUUCGAUUGUGGACUCAUUCGAAGGCUUUUGUUUCCUUGCUGAUGUUAGAGAAAAUUCAAUUAAUCAUGGCCUAGCAUAUGUCCAGGAAAUGCUUCUUUUCUGAACUUUGGAGGAGGACAUCAAGUUAAGAGAUGUUAAUAAAGGAAUUCCAACAAUAAAGCAUAGGCUCCACAAAAAGAAGGUUCUUCUUGUUCUUGAUGAUGUUGAUAAGCCAAAGCAAUUACAAGCAAUUGCUGGGGGACUUGAUUGGUUUGGUUCUGGUAGUAGAAUCAUUGUAACAACAAGGGAUCAGCAUUUGCUAGUAAGCCAUGGUGUUAAAAGAAUUUAUGAGGUAGACUGUUUAAAUAAAGAAGAAGGUCUCGAAUUGCUUAAAUGGCAUGCUUUUAAACAAAGUAGUGUUGAUUCAAGUUGCAUGGGCGUUUUAAACAAUGUAGUACUCUAUGCUGGUGGUCUUCCAUUGGCGUUGGAAGUUAUAGGUUCCAACUUGUUCGGUAGAGAAACAAAUGAUUGGAAUUCUGCAUUAGAAAGUUAUCGUAGUAUUCCAAUUAAAGAGAUCCAACAAAUCCUGAAGGUAAGCUAUGAUGCUUUGGAGGAAUACGAACAGGAAAUCUUUCUUGACAUUGCUUGCUGCUUUCAAGGUGACAGUUUUGAAUAUGUAAGAAGUGCAUUGUAUGCACGUGGUAUAUGCCCGGAUUAUGGUGUUCAAGUGUUGAUUGAUAAAUGUCUCAUAAAGAUGAAUCAUGGUAAGGUGACGAUGCACGAUUUGAUUCAAGCCAUGGGUAAAGAAAUUGUGCGACAGAAAUCACCAUAUGAGAGUGAAAGCGCACUAGGUUGGUUUCAUAAACAUUCUUAA